Molecule: messenger RNA, 2646 nt
Organism: Suillus paluster
Lineage: Eukaryota; Fungi; Basidiomycota; Agaricomycetes; Boletales; Suillaceae
Product: cation transport protein-domain-containing protein
Exons: 17
Coding region: 1-2646 (881 amino acids)
Biological process (GO): potassium ion import across plasma membrane; intracellular potassium ion homeostasis
Cellular component (GO): plasma membrane
Molecular function (GO): high-affinity potassium ion transmembrane transporter activity
Source: RefSeq, a predicted model, not a curated record
AUGCAGGUCUCGUCAUCAUCUUCAGAACACGGCGUGUGGCAAACCAUCAGGACGCAUCUCAACUUUUUCCGGAUACAUGUCAUCUUCUUUACUGUGACUCCCCUGAUAUUCUCCGGAAUCUUUUAUGCCAGUAAUGGCAGAUACCCAGUUGCAUACAUCGAUGCGCUAUUCAACUCGGUCAGCGCGAUCACCAUGUGUGGGCUGGCGACUGUGAACUUGAGUCAGCUUACUGCUUGGCAGCAAGUGUUGCUGUUCAUCCAGAUGUGUAUUGGAAAUCCAGUUAUAGUGUCGUGGGUGAUGGUGUACACCAGGAGGCACUAUUUUGCUAGGAGAUUUGAUCACAUUAUUGAAGUAGAGGCUGCCCGACAAGCUGCAAUCAAGGUGGAGCAGCAGCUUGCCACUGCGUCUGCAGGGAAGUCUACCCGCAGCCAAGGCGGAUGGUCCCGUCGUUUCUUUCGCCGGAAAACCGGCCUUAGUACGGUACCGGAGGAUUCUGCUAGUGACGAUGCUCGAACGACACCGAAGAAUAGUGCAAGGAGAUUGAGGCCUGAUAUGAUCAGGGGCAUGGAUAUACCACCCAAAUUGGCCAACCCGAGCGGGUGGAUGACUGAAAGCGGUGCGAUGCCCAUGAAGCGUUUUUCAUUGAGACCAAGUGCAACGAGUUCAGUUAGGCCUGUGGAAGAACCAACUCGGGGUGCUACAACAUCAGCUGCAUCGACUGGAAUGCCACGGACAGCGACUGUCGAAUUUGCACCCACUGUUUCUCGUUCUUAUCACCCCCUCUUUCCUGUCGGUAGCCGGACCGGUCGCUCAGAUUCCCCCUCCGCUGAAAUUUUAUCAGAUUUUUCACAUUCAGGGUUCUCCUCGUCGCGUCCUCGCCUCCGCCGCUCUUCCGCAGUGCCUCAAUAUUCGCACGUGCCAAUGGCACAGCGCCCAACCACUCAAACACAUAGAUCUAACGAAUCUAGGCGCACAUCGAGCCUAUAUCCACCGCAUGCCUUCAAUCAUGUUGAUCAACCGCAGGAGCAGAUGCUACGAGGGUUCGGGGGGUUCCCGAUGCCGCACGAGCUGCUGGGGAUGCUAUUUGGUUGGCUGUUUCCUCAUGCCAGAAACGGACUGGAGAGAACCACGACAAUUCCUGUUACUACUACACUGACGGGCGGUGGGCUGGGACGGACUAUGAGUGGUGCUGCGAGUACCCCUAGGAGACCAAUACGUGGUGGAAGCAUUAGUGCCGUGGAGGGCACCAAGCCUGUAACGUAUAUCUCGUUUGACGCAGUCGUCGGACGGAAUUCUGCGUUCCAUGUAUCGACGAAUGAACAGCUUGAGGAGUUGGGUGGAGUUGAAUACCGGGCCCUCAACGCACUGCUAUGGUUGGUCGCGUCCUAUCACAUAGCCAUUCAAUUGGUUUCUUUCGUGGUGAUCGUUCCUUACAUGUCAAUGCCAAAGUGGGCGAGUGAUUUCGAACCUCCUGCGCUAUUUAGAAAAGUCACGGUCCCUUGGUUUUCACUCUUCCAAGUCGUAUCAGCAUACGCCAAUACCGGAACUUCUCUUGUUGACCAGAACAUGAUACCCUUCCAGACGGCCUAUCCGAUGAUCUUUUUUAUGAUGGUUUGCAUUUUGGCUGGCAACACUGCUUUUUAUGCUAUCUGUUUCACAAACUCGCCGUUCACCUUAGAAAGUUGGAUAAUCACGAAACUGGUACCGAGAAACUCUCAAUUGCAUGAAACGCUCCAUUUCCUCUUGGACCAUCCCCGUCGAUGCUUUGUUUAUCUUUUCCCUUCGUAUCAGACUUGGUUUCUGUUUACGAUUCUGGUCAUCAUGAAUCUCACAGACUGGUUCUGCUUUAUGGUCCUCGACAUUGGAAAUCCUGACAUCGAUUCCAUACCAUUAGGAACGAGACUUGUCGCUGGACUAUUGCAGGCAAUCGCUGUUCGUACUGCGGGAUUCGGUAUAGUUCCACUCGCCAGAAUAGCUCCCGCGGUCAAAGUCAUGUAUGUUAUCAUGAUGUAUAUUAGCGCAUGUAAUGUCCGCUCGACAAACGUCUACGAAGAGCAAUCCCUGGGUAUAUACAAGAACGAUAACUACUCGGAGGACGAGAUUGCCUUUUCAACCGCAGGUCCAAGGAUGACGGUGUGGUCUCGGUACUUGGCUAUGCAUGCACGUCGACAAUUGUCAUUCGACAUGUGGUGGUUGUGUCUGGCGCUGGUGUUGGUUUGUAUCAUAGAGCGUGGAAACUUGGACAACACGGAGAUACAGGGAUGGUUCAAUAUAUUCACCAUCAUUUUUGAAUUAGUCUCAGCAUACGGCACUGUUGGUCUCAGUCUCGGGAUACCUACCGAAAAUUACUCGUUUUCUGGUGCCUUAAAACCUCUUUCAAAGCUCAUUUUCUGCCUCGUCAUGCUUCGCGGUCGACAUCGUGGUCUCCCUGUGGCCAUCGACCGGGCAAUUCUACUCCCGUCCGAAUUUGAAAAGACGAAGGACGAGCCACUUGUCCCUGUGACACAUGACGAAAGGCAAUCAAGCUCCCGUAACAGCGAGUCUCUCUACCCGUGCGACCCACUUCAGAACGAGGACGGUCCCGCCUCCGGCAACAAGGGACAAGAUUGCAAGAGACAAGAUGAGAAGCGGAGUGGCACUUGUUGA